GACGGUCUUAAAAACCCACUCAUCUUUUCACUUUCUUCAUAUUCAUUUCUUACACAAAUCCAAUCCCUUUUCAGUUCCGAAAGUACAACCCACACUCAGUACUCCAUAUAUAAUUCCUUCUCUUCAACUCUUCAUCAAAGAGGAAGAGAUAGAAACACACACACACACAGAGAAAACACCAUGAAUAGUUUUGAUUCUCAAAGGAAAUCAUGGCGAGAUAGGAGAUUCCCCAACAACAACAUCAACCAUGGAUUUGUCAGUGCUACUACUACUGCUGCUGCUGCUUCGUCAUCUUCUGUUAAUCCUAACAGGCCUCAGAGUUUCCCCGCUGGCUUGAUGGAGGUUGACGAUCCUGUAUCAAGCCUGGUCCCGCCAGUGACAGUGGUGCUUGAGGGCCGUUCAAUCUGCCAACGCAUCAGUCUUCAUAAGCAUUCCAGCUACCAAAGUCUGGCCGAGGCUCUGCGCCAGAUGUUCGUGGAGGGGACUGAAGAUGGAAGCACUUUGGAAAACAAUCUCGACCUUUCUAAUGCUAUUCCCGGUCACCUCAUCGCCUAUGAAGACAUGGAAAAUGAUCUUCUACUUGCCGGCGACCUCCAUUGGAAGGAUUUUGUACGAGUGGCAAAGAGAAUACGAAUACUGCCAGUGAAAAGAAACGAGAGGAAGAGAGGAGGAGAAGCAUAGCUGCUUGGGAUUUUGGCAUUAUUUGUGGAUUGCAGAGGCAAAGGAAUUGAAAGUUUUGUGAAAUUAGUGUAAAACGAAGUUCCAACUGCUAAGUUGAAUAUGUAUUCUCUGUUUCCUUGUAUGAAUAAAAGAUCUUUUUUCUC
Messenger RNA from Rubroshorea leprosula, 824 nucleotides. NCBI's taxonomy places the organism in Eukaryota, Viridiplantae, Streptophyta, Magnoliopsida, Malvales, Dipterocarpaceae. The record is from the annotation of a GenBank genome assembly.